Drosophila gunungcola (fruit fly) is the source of this 1389-nucleotide messenger RNA. RefSeq lists its product as uncharacterized. Bases 241 to 1389 code for a protein of 382 amino acids. The transcript is spliced from 5 exons. NCBI's taxonomy places the organism in Eukaryota, Metazoa, Arthropoda, Insecta, Diptera, Drosophilidae. The record is from RefSeq and is a predicted model, not a curated record.
UUCAUUCCCUAGCCUUCCCAAAAUGGGUCGGGGGUGGAUUUGGUUUGGCCCUGCUCAGUGGGUAGCGCGCAAAAAAAAUAAUUUUGUUAUUGUGUUUUCCCUCAUAAGUGGACAUGACAGAACCACGAAAGCUCAUUCAGCGCUGGACAGGCGAGCUGAAAAGGUUUCGAGGCGGAAGAUGUCAUCGCCCCCAGAACGAUCCACCUUCGUGCAGCACUUCGGACACUUCGUACCUGAGCGAUGGGCUGCGGCUCCUCAAUGGAUACGCAGACGAAUCCUGUAGUCAUGGAGGUCACCUCGGAAAUGCAACCUCGUCAGAAUGGCGCCGCUGGAGUAUUGAACAUUGUCGAGCAGUAUGUGCGCUUGGACGAAAAGAUCAGCAAACUGGAGGGCACCUGUCCGGGUCCGCGGAUGGCCACCGCCGAGGCCUGGGUGGAACACCUUCAGGGCAAGCACGAGGCGAUGCUGGGACUCGAGGGAAUGGGCAUGGGUGUGGCUCCGAUGCGGGAGAGUCAGCGGGAAACGGAGGAGGAGACGCUGACCCUGCCGAAUUACACAACGGGCCGGCAGGGCGACCCAAUUGUGGCCAACACACCCACAAAGGACCUGGCCCAGCUAGCCUACAAUCUGGGCGUUAUUGGCGAUGCCCGAAAGGCUUCCAUGCACGAGGACUUCUUUGCCAACCUGAGCGAGUCGGCCUUGUAUUUGCUCAGCAUUCGUUACUACGGAGAGCUGCUGGAACACACCAAGCAGCGUCUAAAGACUCUGGUCGAGAGCUAUGCGGAGUUGAACGAGCUGUAUGUGAGGCAGGAUGGGAUUAUAGCGUAUAUAAGCGGAGGAACCUACAUGACCCGACUGGAGGAGAGCAUAGAUGAGCAGUUGGAGACGGCCCGGGAUACAAGGGAUAAGCUGGGCAGCGCCCUGGAGCAAUGGUGGAUCUGUGGAUUGCUGCUCCGAGCUGCUGCUAACUCCUCCACUCAAGCAUUGAAGCAUUGGCGACAGCUGGGCAGGAUGAUCGAUCCCAAACAGAAACUGCAAUGGGCUUUGGACAGCCGAAGUCUACUCCAUGCCUCCAUGAUCUCUUUAGAGGCGGCUCAGCUGGCUUUGCCGCAUGUGGAACUGAAGUACAUUAGUCAUCGCCAAGUCGUUGCCGUCAAGCACUGUAAUACGUAUCUAAUUACAGACAUAGCCAAUAAGGCGAGAUAUGAACACACAAGUCGCGUCUUUACCAGCUACGAGUCGAACAUAUCCAAAUCCUGCACUUGGCUCUACGAGACCUUCAACAGCACUCUGCGGCCCGACUUUGACAAGGCGGAGCAGGCCGUUAGCAGAUUGGCCAAGACGCUAAGGGAUCAUCGCGAGGAGGUCUUUGGCACAGUGCGCAAAUGA